This is a messenger RNA of Fusarium odoratissimum NRRL 54006, 1744 nucleotides long. RefSeq lists its product as uncharacterized. NCBI's taxonomy places the organism in Eukaryota, Fungi, Ascomycota, Sordariomycetes, Hypocreales, Nectriaceae. The coding region runs from base 17 to 1744 and encodes 575 amino acids. The transcript is spliced from 3 exons. Gene Ontology annotation, molecular function: iron ion binding; heme binding; monooxygenase activity. The record is from RefSeq and is a predicted model, not a curated record.
GUGAGAAAUUGCAGCCAUGUCGUUGCUUGAUGCUCUAGACUCGUCGUCCACGAGGGUCUUAUUAGGAUGUCUCUUAUUAGCAGGCAUCGCCUACACCCUCUACCGCUCAAUGCUACCCCGUCCCUUAGCGGACAUCCCCUAUAACGUCUCCGCGACCAAUCGUAUCCUGGGCGAUCUUCCAGACGUCAAGGCUUUCGGGAGCUUGACCGACUGGUUAGCGACUCAGGCUAUUAAACACCAAUCACCGUUAUUCCAGGCUUUUAUCCGCCCUUUUGGGAAGCCGUGGGUUGUUGUCGCUGAUCAUUAUGAGGCCGCUGAGAUUUGCACACAUCGGGUGAAGGAGUUUGAUAGAGGGACGUCGAGCACUGCUGUUUUCAACUGUGUUGUGCCGGGGGCGCAUAUCACGCUUACGAGCUCGGAUCCGCAGUUUAGGAAGAAUAAAGAGCUUGUGAGGAAUUUGAUGACGCCGUCGUUUUUGUCAGAGGUAUCUGCGCCCGAAAUUUAUGACAAGUUUUCUCGGCUGGUUGAGCUCUGGGGUAUGAAGACUGAGCACGCCCAUGGACAGUUCUUCUCAGCCUCAAAGGAUGUACACAACGCCGCCCUUGAUAUCAUUGUAUGCGCCGCUUUUGGUCUCGACACUCAACAUACUCAACUCGUCAAAGAAAUUCAAGAGCUCACUCCAGAUACCAACACCUCAUCAGCCCAGAUCGACGGCGAAAUCGCGUUCAAAGAACUCCCUCUCAAUGAAGAGCUCAACGCCUUGGCCACUGUCGCCGAGAGCGUUGCCAAGAUCAUCAAGACACCUUCUCCCCCGCUAUUCCAUUGGAUGUAUCGAAGCUUUUCGGCAACCCUGAAGAACGCCUUUGCCCUUACCAAGCAGUUGCAGGAGCGAGAAAUCGCCAAUGGCAUUAAGCGAAGAGCGAAUGGAGAGGCUAUGAAGUGUGCGCUUGAUGAGAUCUCUGUUCGAGAAGAGGCAUUGGCGAAGAAAGAGGGGAGAGAGCCUGAUUAUUACUCCCAAGUGAUCACUAGUGAAAUGAUGUCUUACCUUAUUGGCGGCCAUGAAACAACCUCCUCAGCUGUACGAUGGGGCCUAAGCUAUCUCAGCGCCGAGCAAAGAGCUCAAUCCGAACUUCGCAACGCGCUUCAACAAGCCUACCCUCAAGCUAAAUCUGAGCGACGUGCGCCUUCACUCGUUGAGAUUAUCCAAGCUCGUGUUCCUUACCUCGAUGCAGUCGUCGAAGAGAUUCUUCGCUUGUCGUAUCCUUUUGGUAUGACUCUCCGAGAAGUGCAAGUUGACACACAGAUUCUUGGUGCUCGGGUGCCAAAAGGCACCACGGUUGUCUUCUUAUCAAACGGUCCAAGCAUAUUAUCACCUCCAAUCGACUUCGACGAGUCACGAAGUAGUGAAUGGGUCAAAUCUCGCAAACCGAAACCUUUGGAGAAGGACUAUGACUACUCGAGUUUCAAGCCUGAGAGAUGGCUCAAGACGGCUGCUGGUCCAGAUGGGAAAGAGGCCGUGAGCUUCGAUUCUCAGGCGUUCCCCAUCCAAGCCUUUGGGCUAGGUCCGAGAGGUUGCUUUGGGAGGAGGAUGUCCUACCUUGAGAUGAAGAUCUUCUUCACUCUAGUCAUCUGGACGUUUGAGUUGUUGCCCUUGCCAGCGGACGUUGCGAAGCCUAAACCAGUGUCGUCUUUGACUAGGAACCCUGACAGAGUGUUUAUCAAGCCACGAAAGGUAGUGGUGUAG